Messenger RNA from Chaetomium globosum CBS 148.51, 1020 nucleotides. RefSeq lists its product as uncharacterized. The record is from RefSeq and is a predicted model, not a curated record. The coding region runs from base 1 to 1020 and encodes 339 amino acids. The transcript is spliced from 3 exons. Gene Ontology annotation, molecular function: phosphatidate phosphatase activity. Gene Ontology annotation, biological process: phospholipid metabolic process. NCBI's taxonomy places the organism in Eukaryota, Fungi, Ascomycota, Sordariomycetes, Sordariales, Chaetomiaceae.
AUGAAUGCCAAGGCGGCAGCAGCCUGCAGCCUUGCCGGCAAGAAGACCUAUGCCUCCGACUACAUUGGAUUCGUGCUUUUAUUCGUGUCCUACCUUUUGGUGCGUCUCUCAUUUACAUGCGCUUGCUUACCACACCUCCAUACACGGACGACGUCAACAACAUCUAACAAGCCGCCGCAAUUCCAGAUCCAAUUCUUCGUGGAGCCCUUCCACCGCAUGUUCUCUCUCAACGACCUCCGCAUCGCCUUCCCCCACGCCGAGGUUGAACGCGUGCCCCUCCUCCACGACUUCAUCUAUGCUCUCUUCAUCCCACUCGGCCUCGUAACCCUCACCAACUUCCUCACCCACGCCCCGCGCCACAAACACCACGUCACCCUCCUCGGCCUCGCCAUCUCCCUGAUCCUCGCCUCUCUCCUAACCGACAUCAUCAAAAACGCCGUCGGGCGCCCCCGGCCAGACCUCCUGGCGCGCUGCCUCCCCGCGCCCAACACCCCGCGCGACGAGCUCGUCACCAUCGCCGUGUGCACCCAGACCCACCACCACACGCUGCACGACGGCUGGCGCAGCUUCCCGUCGGGCCACUCCUCCUUCGCCUUUGCGGGGCUCGGCUACCUGGCGCUGUUCCUGGCGGGACAGAUGCGCAUUUUCGCGCACGCGGCCCCCGGCAGCGUGGGCGACCACGCGCAGAAGCUGGUGCGCGGGGAUUUGGUGCGCGCGCUGGUGUGUGGCGCGCCGCUGUUGGGAGCCACGAUGAUUGCCAUUAGUCGGUGCCAGGACUAUCGGCAUGAUGUGUAUGAUGUCGGGGUGGGCGGAUUGUUGGGGUAUACGGUGGGGUAUUGGAGCUAUAGAAGGUACUGGCCGCGGUUGAGCAGUGGGCGCUGUGAGGAGCCGUAUGCGGGACCGCCUGCUGCCGGGGAGGAUGGUGUUGGUGGUGGGUAUGGGAGGUUGGGGGAUGAAGAGGAGGGGUUGGGCCGAGGGAGGAAUGUAGGUAUUGGGCUGGGCAUGCUGAGUCCGAGAUGA